Molecule: messenger RNA, 2152 nt
Organism: Purpureocillium takamizusanense
Lineage: Eukaryota; Fungi; Ascomycota; Sordariomycetes; Hypocreales; Ophiocordycipitaceae
Exons: 5
Coding region: 62-2152 (696 amino acids)
Biological process (GO): regulation of DNA-templated transcription
Cellular component (GO): nucleus
Molecular function (GO): DNA-binding transcription factor activity, RNA polymerase II-specific; zinc ion binding
Source: RefSeq, a predicted model, not a curated record
CUUUGUCGUACUCGGAGCGGACAAGGGGAAAACUGUACUCGGGGUGGACUCGUCGACGGCCAUGACGUCUAGGCAACCUGCCUGCGAGCCAUGUAGAAGGUCGAAGCUUGCGUGCGAUCAUGCCCGCCCCUCAUGCUCCCGGUGCAGGCGGCAGAAGAAGGGCAGCGAAUGCGUAUACAGGGCCUCGCCGUUUCGGCGGAAGCAGCAUUCGGUUGUCCUAUCCCCAUGUCGGACGCGAUCUUCUCGCCGUGUCGUCGACGAGCCGUCCAUCUCGCCGCAGGGCGGAAGCCCAUCAGGGGAGCCCGCGCCGCCGUUAGUCCGUCAAAACAGCCGCUCCUAUCCGAAUCCCGGGUUCCUGGGACAGUCAAGUCACGUCUCCAUCUUCAGCCAGAUAUUCUCGGACCAGGACCAGGAUGGUGGCGGUUCCAAUACGGCGACGAACAGCCAUGCGCUGUCGUCGAGGCCUUCCCCACCACCGUCCAUGUCCCUGGACGAGCAUCCCCUGGCCAGGCAGGGAGCCGACAUACUCAGGCAACUACUGGAAGAGUACGAGCUGCGAGCCAUGGAAUCUCUGGUGCUCUUCUGGCGGGCCGGGGGUGUCAACCUUGCCCUCGCGGAGCCGCUUGUGGAGCUCUGCGCGUCUCACGCCAACUACACCUCGCUGUCUACCCUCCAGGGACACGGGUGGCAUCUGGCUCUCGCGUUGCGCCUCCUCGAAAAUACUUACCGGCCACUGGAGAGCGACGAGAACUCCACCAUGGCGGAUUUUUCGUCUCAGUUCUUGAGGACGCGGACGCGCUGGGAAACGCUCGGCAUAUUCUUAUCCGCCGUGCUGCGGGCCACGAUGGACAUACCGUGUUUCCCCUCGCUCUAUACGACCGAAAGCGCCAAGCGCGGCUUUCGCAACGUCCUGAUGCGGCUCAUCACGUGUGCGCUCGACAUUUGCCUGUCGCUGGACUGCCUCAACGACAUACAGCUCAUCUUUCAGUAUGAGAACUUUAUCAUCCACUCCUUUAUGAACGGCGACCAGAGUUACCAUCUCUGGCGCAGGCUGGGUGACGUUAUCUCGACGACGUUUGCGAUCGGUUAUCACGAGAGCGUGGAGAGCAGGCCGCAUACGCCACCGUUCCUCGUGGAGCUGCGGAAGACGGCGUUCGCGCGCAUAUACUCGGCCGAUAAGAACAUUUCGCUGUUCCUCGGCAGGCCCCUGCGCAUGAGCAAGCGCUUCUGCCAGUUUCAGAUCCCAGACACCCCCCCACGGGGCCCAGACGGAACGAGCGCUGUCCAUGAGUGGAACGAAGACUCGGCAAUGAGCUACAGGGCCGAGACGCGCUGGUCAGCCCUGUGCGCCUCCAUCAAGGAAGAGAUAAUGGAGCUCCUGUUCGAUCGCAGCCGCGUCGACAGCCUAGCCAAAGUCAACGCCCUCCAGGCAGUCGCAGAUACCCAGUGGGCUGCCCUACCGGCCUCGUUUCGCGCAUGGGACGCCGAGGGGCACAAGGCCGCCGAGAGCCCGUUUGCGCGUGACUUCAUGAUAAGCGUGCGGCUCAACCACCUCCACAUCUGCUUCCUGCUCCGGCGCGUCCUGCUGAGCCGCGUGACGGAGCCCGAUGGGUCCAUCCUGGCGGUGGCUCAGGAGAUGCUGCGGCUAGUCGUAGGGGCUAUUCUGUUGCGCGACGAGCUUGCCAACUCUGGCACGACGCUUGGCUGGAAGAUUGCACACUACGGGCUGCCUGCCGCCGGGAUGAUACUCGUAGCGGCGCUGGCAGCGCAGCCGGCCGUUCCCGAGUGCUUCCAAGAGUCGUAUCCGAGGAUCGUGCAGGACCUGAGCGUGCUGGGCGCCGAGCUUGAGCGGGGAACUAUUGUGAAGCCCCAGGAUCCCAAUUACGCUCUUCUGUCCAAGGCCACGCAGGCGAUCCACAAGUUCCUCGACUUUAUACAUGGCAGCAGUAGUAGCAGCGCCAGCACCGGCAGCAACGGACGGAGAGAACUGCACGCUGCACUGGCGCAGGUGCCGGGACCGGGACCGGUCGAGGACGUUUCGUGGUUUCCGCCGCAGCUGGGGCAGGAUCUAUGGGAUUCUGAGAUUGGCUUCUGGCAGGGGCUCGUUGAGCAUCCCUCGUUGUUGAAUCAAUACCUCGCGUCGCCAGGUUAA